AUGAGAAUAGCGUCCACAAAUGAAUAUGACAAAAUAAAGAAACCUCAAUUAUAUAUAAUAAAACAUUUAAUUUUAGAUCCAUUGAUAAAUCGUUAUACAAUAACGCCUGAAAUUACUAUUACUACUACUACUACUACUACUACUACUACUACUACUACUACUACUACUACUACUACGGAUUCCACUAAAAGUAAAGAAUUGGACUAUAACGUACAACACGCGACCGCUUAUCAAUAA
Schistosoma mattheei is the source of this 237-nucleotide messenger RNA. Lineage: Eukaryota; Metazoa; Platyhelminthes; Trematoda; Strigeidida; Schistosomatidae. The record is from the annotation of a GenBank genome assembly.